UCAUGGAUAGACAGUAGAAUGGCUUGGCAUGCUGGCGCGGGUCUUUCCCAGGACUACAGCAGUAUCCCAUUCAUGUUUAGCACUGAACAGUUCGUCUGGAAACCGUCCAUUUAUGUAGAAAACUCUGUUGAAGACUUGUCUGUCAUAACUGAUUUGUACACACCUAUGAGGAUGGGUAAAUUUGGAAAGAUACGAUGGAGUACAUCCGCAAUUUAUAAAGUGAACUGUGAAUCCGACAUAAGGUUCUAUCCUCUUGACUCCCAAUCCUGUGAAAUUAUCAUCACUACUGCAAGCUACACUGCUAACGAGAUUCGUCUGAAGCUCGAUACUAAUCCAGUAUCGUUGAUGUACUAUACUGAAAAUGGAGAGUGGGAAUUGCUUUCAGUAGAAAGCGAAAAACCGAUUGAUAAAAUAAUGGGAGAGGAACCUUAUACAAAAGUUAUUUUUCGCGUGAACAUGCGCAGACGACCGUUGUUUCACGUGUUGAACACAAUGUUUCCUGUUGCAUUGAUGGCCUUCUUGAUACCCAUGGCCUUUAAACUCCACGUGGAUUCUGGCGAAAAGAUGGGGUAUUCUCUGACUGUUCUUCUGGCAUAUGCUGUGUAUCUAUCCAUGAUUUCAGAAAACAUACCAACAAUCUACCUGGCAUCGACUUUGGCCGUGGCAACCAUUGCUGUACUCUUCGUCAUUAUCGUCAUCAACGUAUACCACACCUCGGAAGACAGAGAGAUCCCGUCUGCUUUAGAGUCGUUCGCUUUUCGUUUAGAGUCAUGCUUUUGUAAACAGGGAAGAAAAACUGAACAAAAACAAUCGAGAAUAGCACCAUCACCGGAAGAGUCCAUCGAGAAGCAACCGGGUGUUGUUGAUGACGUCACUAAACAGGAUGAAAAAGAGGAAGAAAUGACGUGGAAACGACUUGCUUGUCUUCUCGAUCCUUGCUGUUGGAGACCAGCAGUUGCGCCCAAAGCCUACAGCAUUGCCCUGGAGAGUCAGCUGAGAGAAGAACUGUUCUCGGGGUACUCAGUGCUACAGAGACCGUCCCAAGUCGUUGUUGUGAAAGUGGGCUUCACUCUCUUGACCGUCAACGACUUGACAUGGAUAGACAGUAGAAUGGCUUGGAAUGCAGGAGCAGGUCUUUCCCAGGACUACAGUAGCAUUCGUUUCAUGUUCAGCAAUGAGCAACAUGUCUGGAAACCCUCCAUUUAUGUAGAAAACUCAGUUGAAGACUUAUCUGUCAUCACUGAUUUGUACACACCUAUGAGAAUGCGUAUGAAUGGAAAGAUACGUUGGAGCACGCCCGCGAUUUAUAAAGUGAACUGUGAAUCCGACAUACGGUUCUACCCUCUAGAUUACCAAUCCUGUGAAAUACGAAUCACAACCGCUGGCUACACGGCAAUCGAAAUUCAACUGCAGUUGGAAAAGAACCCAGUAUCGUUGAUGUACUAUACUGAAAAUGGAGAGUGGGAAUUGCUUUCAGUGGAAAGUGAGAAACCACAAAAUAAAAUGGAGGAUGGCGAACUCUUUACCAAAGUGAUAUUUCGAGUGAACAUGCGCAGACGACCUUUGUUUCACGUGUUGAACACAAUGUUUCCUGUUGCAUUAAUGGCCUUCUUGAUACCCAUGGCCUUUAAACUCCACGUGGACUCUGGCGAAAAGAUGGGGUAUUCUCUGACGGUUCUUCUGGCAUAUGCUGUGUAUCUGUCGAUGAUUCUAGAAAACAUACCAACAAUCUACCUGGCAUCUACUUUGGCCGUGGCAACCAUUGCUGUACUCUUCGUCAUUAUCGUUAUCAACGUAUACCACACCUCGGAAGACAGAGGGAUCCCAUCUGCCUUACAGUCGUUUGCAUGUUGUCUACAAACAUGCUUCUGCAAAAGACGAACGAAACCUGGGCAAAAACGAACGAAAAUAGAGCCAAUGUGCAUGCAAGACAACAAGCCCAUCGAGAAAACACCGGAUGUAGGUGAUGAUGUCACUAUUUGUGAAGAAGAAUUGACGUGGAAGGAGCUGGCACGUCUUCUCGAUAAGUUCUUCUUCAUUGUGUUCAUGGCUACAAUUACAGUGUCAACAGCAGCUUUUAUUAGUUGGUUGGAUGAACGAUUAAAAUGGUCGACUGGUCGGACACAAGACUACAGCAGUAUUAAUUACAUGUUCUCCACGGAACGGUAUACAUGGAAACCUACCAUUUACGUAGAAAACUCUGUCGAGGACUUGUCUGUCAUCACUGAUCUGAGUACGCCAAUGAGAAUGAACCAACAAGGCCUUAUAGAAUGGAGUACGUCCGCCAUUUACAUGGUCAGCUGCGAGGCCGUCAUCACGUACUAUCCUCUAGACCAGCAGAUCUGUGACAUCAAACUGAGCACGACCGGAUACACCUCUCUACAGAUCAACCUCCUGUUGAAGGCCGAUCCAGUCGAUCUUCAGUUCUACUCCGAAAACGGAGAAUGGGAGCUUCUGGCAGUCACUGGGACAAAACCAGACGACAGAGUAAAAGGAUCGGUUUCGCAUUCGAAAGUCACGUUCAGCAUCCACCUACAGAGGCGGCCGAUGUUCCACGUGUUGAACACAAUGUUUCCUGUGGUGUUGAUGGCUUUCCUGAUUCCCAUGGCGUUCAAGCUGCACGUGGAGUCCGGAGAGAAGAUCGGGUACUGUCUGACGGUCCUUUUGGCGUACGCCGUCUACCUGUCCAUGAUCUCGGAAAACAUCCCAAGUACCUCGGUCUCCAUAUGUUAUCUGUCUAUUUACCUGGCGUCCACCCUCGUCCUGUCCACCCUGUCUGUUCUCUUUGUCAUCCUCGUCAUCAACGUUCACCACACGCCCGACGAUGAACCGAUGUCGGACAGACUCAAGUCGGUUGCUUUAAAAAUGGAAAAGUGUAUAUGUAGGAGAAAAAGAAACGAAUCUGCAACACAGCCAGUAAAAGUGGCACCCGCAUCAGAAGAAUUACCAAAGGGGAAAAAACAGGGCGCCUUUUUGGAGUCAUGUGACCCAGAGGAAGAGGAAAUGACGUGGGUCCGAUUGUCUCCACUGUAUACUCUGGUAGCCGGACAGGGGGGCAAAUCGUCUCCCCCGGCCUACACCACGGCACUGGAGACUGCCCUGAGGACGGAGAUUUUCACCGGGUACUCCCAUCUACAGAGACCCAUGAAACAGGUCCAGGUGAACAUAGAACUCACCCUGCUCACCGUCAAUGAUCUAAAAUGGCAAGAUUUCCGUCUGAUGUGGGAUAGUUCUACAACUCUCUCUCAGGACUACACAAAUAUCAAAUUCCUAUUCAGCAACGAAAACUAUAUGUGGAGGCCAUGUAUAUUCAUUGAAAACUCAGUUCAAGAUUUAUCCGUAAUCAGCAACCCGAACACUCCGAUGAGAUUAAACCAACAAGGCUUCGUACAAUGGAGUCCUGCCGGAAUCUACAUGGUAAACUGCGAGUCGGACAUUACGUACUAUCCACUUGACUACCAAACCUGUGACCUAAAACUCACCACCUCCAGCUACACUACGUACGAAAUAAGACUGCAAAUGGUCAAAAACGUGGUAAAUCUAGACUUUUACACCAAAAACGGAGAAUGGGAACUCCUGUCUGCAACUGGCAUGCAAUCAGACGACAAGGCAAGGGGAGGCGAGUCGUUCUCCAGUCUUACCUUCCGAUUUCACCUGCGCAGACGACCAUUAUUUCACGUGCUGAACACGAUGUUUCCCGUGGCUUUGAUGGCUCUCCUCAUCCCCCUGACGUUCAAACUUCACGUGGACUCUGGAGAGAAGAUCGGAUAUUCUCUGACGGUGUUGCUGGCUUACGCCGUGUACCUGUCCGUCAUAUCUGAGAAUAUCCCCAGUACAUCUGUCUCCGUAUGCUACAUGUCGAUAUACCUGGCCGCCGUACUGGGGGUGGGGACCAUAUCUGUUCUAUUUGUCAUCAUCGUCAUCAAUGUUUUCCACACACCAGUCGAGAAACCCAUCCCGAAGUGGACCAGACGAUUUAUCUCGCUUCUCAUGAAAAUAUUUUGCUGGAAAGGUACCAGCUGCCAUUUGAAAUCCAAUAAAACAGAAACCGUUGAAAAGACUCCCGUCACUGAAUUCACCAAAACGCCUGUCAUGACGUCAAUACACGAAGUCGAGGCGGAAGACGUAGAAGAGGAGACAGAAAUGACCUGGAAGUUGGUCGCCGCCGUCUUGGAUUAUUUAUUCUUCUUGAUUUUUAUGUUCGUUGUUCUUUUGUCCACGGUUAUUUUUGUUUCUGUUAUAGUCCUGAAAUACGUCACGUAUUAAAUGUACUCUCUGUUAAAUUAUCAAAUGUUAUAUAUCUAUACCAUUAACUGUUUUUGUUAAAAAUAGGAGUGUCCUCGUAUUUCUGUACAUGGUGUUCUGAAAUAGUUUGCAUAAUUACGCAGUUUUUGUGUAAAUGACUAAUAUUUUAGUUGUUUGACUUCAAACGUUGAAUUAUCGUUAAAAAAAUAAAAACAUUAAAAAAAACAA
Magallana angulata is the source of this 4473-nucleotide messenger RNA. RefSeq lists its product as uncharacterized. Bases 19 to 4266 code for a protein of 1415 amino acids. Gene Ontology annotation, molecular function: transmembrane signaling receptor activity; neurotransmitter receptor activity; extracellular ligand-gated monoatomic ion channel activity. Lineage: Eukaryota; Metazoa; Mollusca; Bivalvia; Ostreida; Ostreidae. The transcript is spliced from 14 exons. Gene Ontology annotation, biological process: chemical synaptic transmission; nervous system process; monoatomic ion transmembrane transport. The record is from RefSeq and is a predicted model, not a curated record. Gene Ontology annotation, cellular component: neuron projection; membrane; synapse.